This is a messenger RNA of Beauveria bassiana ARSEF 2860, 840 nucleotides long. RefSeq lists its product as uncharacterized. NCBI's taxonomy places the organism in Eukaryota, Fungi, Ascomycota, Sordariomycetes, Hypocreales, Cordycipitaceae. The record is from RefSeq and is a predicted model, not a curated record. The transcript has a single exon. The coding region runs from base 1 to 840 and encodes 279 amino acids. Gene Ontology annotation, biological process: cilium assembly.
AUGGCUGUCCACGUCGACCUCUCCCAGAGGGACAUGAACGUCCUCGAAAAGAUGCGCGACCCCGACUUCAACCCGGAAGCUAGCCUCGUGCUCGACGAGCGACUGCCGCGCGACCCGCACCUGACCGACCCGGACCUUUACGACGAGGUGUCAGCCCGCGAGCGCGCCAUCAUCCAGUCCCUGCAGGCGCUCGAGACGGAGCUCGCGCAGACGCAGGCCCCCGACAGCGACGAGCGCGCCGUCGCCGGCUACCGCUCCGCCAUCACACAGCUCAGCGCCCUCAUAGCCGCGCACCCGCAGUACGCCAGCGCCCGCAACAACCGCGCGCAGGCCACGCGCCGCCUCUACGGCGACCUGAUGUUGCUCGGCGUCACCACAUCCGCCAGCAGCAGUGCCGCCUCGAUGCCGCUGCUGCCCGCGCCCGACCGCGCCGAGAAGCGCGCGGCGGCCGCGCUCGCACUCGAGGACCUCGACGCCUCGGUCGCGCUGCUCACGCCCGAGCGGCUCGCGACGCCCAUGGCCCCGACGGCGGCGCGCACGCUGUCGAGCGCGCUGACGCAGCGCGGCGCCGUCUACCUGCAGACGGGCAAGAUGCUGGCCGCGGACCACCACCGCACGCUCGACGUCGACCCCGGCCGUCGCGAGAGCGCGUGGUCGGCGCAUAACUUCCAAGAGGCCGCGUCGCACGACCUCGCGCUGGGUGGCCGCUACGGCAAUGAAAUAGCAAAGAACCUCGCCGUGAGCGUCAAUCCGACCGCGAAGCUGUGCGGCCAGAUUGUCCGCGAGGCGAUGCGCAAGGAGUAUGGGCCUGGCUUCAUGGGACCCGAGGCUGAGGAGUAG